Rhizophagus irregularis DAOM 181602=DAOM 197198 is the source of this 1230-nucleotide messenger RNA. RefSeq lists its product as uncharacterized. The record is from RefSeq and is a predicted model, not a curated record. Lineage: Eukaryota; Fungi; Glomeromycota; Glomeromycetes; Glomerales; Glomeraceae.
AUGGUUCAAGCACAAGAAUGGUUGGAUAAAAAAUAUCCUAAAGAAAUAAGAAGUAAUAUAACAGAAAUAAAUAUUAGUAAAAAUUACAAUAUAUUAGAAAAUGAAUAUCUUGUAGGAAAUUUAAAAUUAGAAGGAUUUAAAAAUUUAAAAAAAUUUGAUUGUAGUAGAAAUUCUAUUACAAAUCUUGAUAUGAAUGAUAGUAUUAAUAUAAAAAAAUUAAAAUGUUCAUCAAAUAAAAUUCAAAUAUUAAAAAUAGAAAAAUUAAUUAAAAUUAAAGUAAUAGAAUGUGAAAAUAAUCAAAUAAUUGAAUUAAAUUUAAAUUCUUUUAAAAAUUUAGAAAAAUUAAAUUGUUGUGGUAAUAAAUUAAAAGAAUUAAAAAUUAAUAAUUUAAAUAAUUUAGAAUUAUUAUAUUGUUCAUAUAAUAAAUUAAUUAAUUUAAAUUUAAUUAAUUGUUUAAAUCUUAAUAAGAUUAAUUGUGAUAAUAAUAAGAUUAAAGAAAUUAAAUUACCAUUAAAUAAUCAAAGAUUAGAAAUAUUAAAUUUAAAUAGUAAUAAUUUAUUAUAUCAAGAUUUAAAUAUUUUUAGUAAAUUUAUUAAUUUAAAAAGAUUAGAUAUAGGAAAUAAUGAAUUUAAAGAAAGGAAAUAUAAUAAAUUUUAUGGUUCUUUAGAAUUAUUAAAAAAUCUUGAAAAAUUAGAAUAUUUAGAAAUUAGUGAUACUGAUAUAGAUAAAGGUUUAGAAUAUUUAUCUGAUAGUGUUGAAGAAAUUGGUUGUUCAAUUUUUAAUAGAGGUCAAUGUGGUGUAAAGAAAAUUAAGGAUAAACUUUGUUUAUUCGUUUCUUUUGAAGAUGAUGGAUAUUUUACUUGUAAAUUUCAACCUUGGAAAAUGUUGAAUAAAUUGGAAGAAAAAAAUAAACAACUUGAAAAAGAUUUUGAAGAGGAAAGAUCCAUUCGUAUUUCUUUACAAGAUCAAAUUAAUGAAUAUUUUCAAAAAAAUUUACAAUUACAAAAUGAUUUGCGGCAAAUCGAUAUGGAAAAUCAACAAUUACAAAAAAAGUUGUCAAAUUUACAAAUCCAAAAUAUAAAUCAACAAUCAGAUUCAAUUAUCCAUCAAUUUUCCGCUUUUGAAAAUCAAAUUGAAGAAUUUGAUGAUUCUUUCCAAGAAGAAGAAGAAGAAGAAGAAGAAGGAUCGGAUUGUUCGUUUGAAGUAGUUUCUCAAGAAAUUAUAGAAUAA